UCCGCUAAUGUAUCUGUCCCGGAUGUGAUAAAUGGCUCACAAAGCUGCUCUGGUUACAGGCUCUACGAGUGGAAUUGGUCUUGGAAUUGCAAAGGUACUGGCGAGAAAUGGAUAUGCUAUAUUUCUCAAUGGUUAUGGAGACAAGAAAACGAUUGAGAAGCUCAAAACAGAAAUUCAGUCAAAUUCUUGUGCACAAGUUGAACAUUUAGAGGCCAAUCUUGCUGACCUAGCAGAAAUAGAGUCCAUGUUUACUUCUGUGCAAGAGAAGUACCCGAGCGGAAUCGACAUAUUGGUCAACAAUGCAGGUGUGCAGCAUGUGGAUACAAUAGAGACAUUCCCAACAAGUAAGUGGGACCAUAUAAUUGCAGUGAAUUUAUCAGCAUCAUUCCAUACUAUUCGACUAGCUUUGACCAAAAUGCGAGCCAAAGGUUGGGGUAGAAUAAUAAAUAUCUCAAGUGCACAUGGCUUGGUAGCCUCGCCAUAUAAAUCUGCGUAUGUAGCUAGUAAACAUGGCAUCAUAGGACUGACAAAAAGUGUAGCAUUAGAAACCGUCAACUCUGGGAUCACAUGCAAUGCUGUUUGUCCAGGCUGGGUUUUGACUCCACUUGUUGAGAAACAAAUUCAGACAAUUGCUCAAGCAAACAACACAUCUCUGGAGGCAGCUAGAGUGACACUCAUAUCUGAAAAGCAACCACAACUAGAAAUGGUAACAGGAGAGCAGAUUGGUGAUCUCGUGGCAUUUCUGUGCUCAGAAUCUGCAAGGAAUAUUACCGGGGCAUCUCUCAGUAUAGAUGGGGGAUGGACAGUGAGAUAACAAAAUUAUAACUUUGAUUCGAUACGUGCAUGUAUUGUAGUGGUCUACAAUUAAUUGUAGUCUGACUGUAUACUCCAUGUGCACUAUGUAUAUUCAAGUUAUUAAUUGAAAUCAAAUAGUUGGUCAAACAAAA
This is a messenger RNA of Corticium candelabrum, 947 nucleotides long. RefSeq names its product D-beta-hydroxybutyrate dehydrogenase-like. Lineage: Eukaryota; Metazoa; Porifera; Homoscleromorpha; Homosclerophorida; Plakinidae. The record is from RefSeq and is a predicted model, not a curated record. The transcript is spliced from 7 exons. Gene Ontology annotation, molecular function: 3-hydroxybutyrate dehydrogenase activity. Bases 32 to 814 code for a protein of 260 amino acids.